CUUUAAUCAAAAUGUGAUUUAGAUUAUAAAUUAUUGAUAAUUACCAAUGAUUACUUAGUAUAAGGAAUUUUAUUUAAUUUUUUUUCUGGAAGAAAUGCUUUUACUGUGAAUGGACUUAAAUGACUUUUGGAAUUUUCUAUGAGAAAAUGUAAAUGUAAAAUUGAUGUCCUUAUAAUCGGUGGAACUUUGUCAAUAAAUAAAUGCAUUCUACAGUACGCAGUGUAUUUCAUAUUUUAAACCUAAUCUGUUUAUCCAUUUUAUUAUUAGCAUUUGUCUUUUUUGUCAUUACAUUUUGGACGAAACUCUCUGUUAAAAUUGUUGAGCCAACAUUGAAUAAAUUACGAAUAGAUGGUGUAAAUAAUCGAACCGUAAUCGAUGGAGUGAACAGUGUUGUACGAACUUUUACACGUCCGGUAAUUUUACCAUUGAUGGCGAUAUCACUUGUAUUUGCUUGUAUUUAUUUCUUUGGAGCAAUAAUCGCUUUUAAUCGAAGCAGUACAUUUUUUCUUAUGUAUGAAGUUACUUUAACAGUUUGUAUAAUUGUGCAUAUAGUUAUGAUAACUAUUGUGUUAAAAAAUCCAGAAACAACAGAAAAAAUGAUGGAAAAACUUUUUGCAAAAAAAUUUUAUCUCUAUCGAUCAAUGAAGAGUCAUGAUGGAGCAAGUUUAUUUGCGGCUGUCGUAAUGAUAGAAUUAAAAUGCUGUGGUUACAUGAAUCCUUUUGAUUUUGACGAGGACAGAGUAGAAAUUACCGAUGAAUAUGAUGGUCAUACUUAUGAUGACUUAGUAUUACCUGUACCAUGCUGUUUGAUGGAUAAAGACUUGAAGUUGAUUGAUGUAGAUUGUCCAAGGUUCCAUUACAUAUCAGAAAACGAUCACAAACAUCACAGUCAAGGCUGUAAACAAGUAUUUGGUCGUAAAGCAUUUAGUUUCAUAGCAUACAUUGCUUAUUUAUCAAUAACUUUGAUUGCGAUCAAUAUAACACUUGUGAUAUGCGUUGUUCUGGUAUUGAGAGAAAUAUGGAUAUACCUUUAAUAAUACACAAUUGUCAUCGAAGCUUCAUAGAAAACACAGCAUCGGCGGUCAUUCUUAAACGUUGAAGAUGUUUUUAGUUAUAUAUAUAUAUAUAUAUAUAGAUAGAUAGAUAUAUAUUAGAAAUGGUUUCUUUAAUAUUCAUUUUUAAAUGAUAAAAUGAACCAACCCUUUCAUUAACUUUACUUCUAUGUUGUUUAAUAAAUUUAUAUUUCGUUAAUGAUAGAUUUAAAUAUUGUAGAAAUGGGUAUGUUGGUAACUAACUCACUUUCUGUUUCAAAGGUUUCUUUUAAAAAAAUUAGAGAUCAAUAUCCAAAGGUAAUAUAGCAUAGUGAUAAAUUAUUCAUGAUAGCUUUAUGAAUGACAACUAUAUGUAAUGUGUAUCUAACGUAGAUUUAAGAUUUAAAAUUACUAUUCUGUAAAACAAAACAAAAAGCUGUACAGUUUACAAAUCUAUAGAUUGAUGUUUUCAAAAUAACCACUAUAUAUCAUAUAUAAAAAAAUAUUGUUUUGUUA
Messenger RNA from Schistosoma curassoni, 1547 nucleotides. Lineage: Eukaryota; Metazoa; Platyhelminthes; Trematoda; Strigeidida; Schistosomatidae. The record is from the annotation of a GenBank genome assembly.